Molecule: messenger RNA, 507 nt
Organism: Penicillium brevicompactum
Lineage: Eukaryota; Fungi; Ascomycota; Eurotiomycetes; Eurotiales; Aspergillaceae
Exons: 3
Coding region: 1-507 (168 amino acids)
Source: RefSeq, a predicted model, not a curated record
AUGGACAAUUUGCGACGAAUGGCCGAGCGGCAUCUCGAAAGGUUGCGCCGACGCACCAAGGAUGACACACUUAUCCUCGACCUCAGGGAUUUGACCAACGCAAUCAUCGAAGAGGAAGCCGUGCUUUCCGACUACGACUUAGCGAUGGGCCGUACCACAACCACUGAAGCCUCGAGUCGCAGCCGGAUCGACGCCAUCAUUCUGCUCACACUAGCUCAGAUGAAGAAAGAUGUCGCGGCUGACCCAAGAUCCUCGGUCUCGUCCGUUUCCUCGGCUCAUUCUCUAAACAUACAGCAAGAGACCUAUGUUUCGAUGCCAUGGGAAUUUCCGGAUGGUCUUUAUGUCCUCAGAGGGAAAGUGGACUGUUCAGUGUGGUAUGAAAAUCCCGAUUGCCUCGAAACAAACUGUGUAUUGGUAAAAGCCAAGCGUCUAGGGGAUGACUCAAUGGGAGUUCCCCAGUGCCUGACCUACAUGGCUAUGAGACGGCAUUGGAGGAAGCUCAACUAG